UAACUGAUAGUAGACGUACUGAGGCUAAACCAGCCUGACGGCUGUCCAUGUCCCAUGUGUGCUGCGAAUGUGACCGUUGAAAUUAUGUCUUUUGAUGAACUUCUGACAAGUCUACAAAACUGUGUCAUCGCCGAGGACCCAAAGCUCGAGCGCGUUUUCGAUAAGCUUUCGGAGUGCUCCAGGAGCGACGUUAAAAGGACCAAGGAGCGCAUUUUGGACGAGGCUGCCCAACUGUUGAAGACGGUGAAUCUACAUGUGCUGGCGCGUGAUCACCUUGAGCUUGUAGUCAGACUUCUCGUCUGCUUGCAGCUUCAGAUGGUGCACAUAUCUACAGCCUGUAGAAAAGUAGACCAGAUGUUGCAGUGUCUGGCGAUAGUGGAUCAUCAGUUGGUGUUUGGAGAGAUCCACGCCUGUUUGAGUUCUAUAGUUCACUCAGAGCAGAUAUUCUCUCAUGAACACCUUCAGAGAGCUUGUAUGUUCCUGGAGGUUAGCUCUGUGGGCCGUGAUGUGUGGCGGGAGCUUUGUCCUGCCUUUCUGGACAAAUUGGCGAAGUUCUUCCCUUUAAUAGUGCAACAAGAGCCACUGCGAGAUGGGCAGCUAUGUUACAUGGCUGUCAAGGUUUGCCUCCAGAUAUUUCAGCUUUUGUCUAGAGAAGUGUCUUUUGCAGUUUGGGUAAAAAAGGAGAGGAGCCCAGCCAUGAAGAAAAUCUUGCAGGUUCUCGCAGAAAUAAUAUUUGGACAGAGCUGCAGCAGAGACACUCGUCUUUUGGCCGGGACCGCCAUGGCCAUGCUCAUCAACACGGCAUCAGAGAGCAGCGCAGGUGCAGCAGCUGCCUGGGGUCUUUUCCAGAGCUCUCAUUUAGAGCCCUGGCUGCUGACUGUGGGUGCCCUUCAGGUGCAGUGUUGCCCCACAUCAGGAGGCGCACUGGGUCAGCUGGCAAUGAGCAGGGGCCUCCUCACAUGCUGUCAACCUCACAUAUUGCUCAGUUCCUGUGCAGAGGGCGCAGAGGGCAGUUUACUGCUGGAUGCUUUGUUUCCUCUACUUUAUGAUUUGUGUGAAGAGAAGCUGAAUUGCCACUACCUUGCGUUUGAGGUGUUCACACUGUGGCUGAAGAAGGUCAAAGAAUGUCUGCCUGAUAUCUGGAAGAUGACGGGUGGCCGUUUUCUGCCCGAUGACAGCAUCCUGCAGCAAAAGCUCAUUUCUGUUAUUUGGACCAGUGCUGAAAGUCCAGUGGAAGGCGUGUCCGACUGUGCCCGUGUUACCUUUAGCUUGUUGCUGGACUUCUACGACAUGGACUGUGAGCAGUUUGGUCACACGAAGAAGCCUCUUUAUUUGACUCUACUUCAUCGAAUUAUCCAACUCCCGUGGGAAUCCAAAGCCAAGUACCAUCGCCUCUGCGCUCUACUUCCGUAUUUGGGGACUGACACGGUGCUGGAUCACUAUGCUGAAAUACCAAAUCACCUCCUGAAGUGCAUGUCAAAUGAUCACCUGUCUCCAUGCGGGUCGGAACUUUACAAGUGUCUGAUCCAGCAGCAGAGAAAAGAGCUUUCUGGCGACACUCUAAAGGCACCGUCAGAGUCAGAUCUGGGCAAUAAGUGGGCAGAACGAUGGCUUCCUGUCCUCCUUGAGGCCCUGACCUCAAAUAUAGUUAUUCUUCAAAACAACAGCUCAACGCACUUACUCCCUUGCACCUUCCAAGUCUUCCCCUCUGCUGUGGAGCCUCUGCUGGCCUCCCUGGACCCGUUCUCACCAGGCCACCUCUGUGCCUGGGCAUUCAUCAUGAGUAGCUACCGGGCUGUGACUGGGAGUUCUCCCUGGGUUCUGCAGGGGAGCUCUACCCUGAAAAUCCUCCAACUCGCCCUGGGCUCUGCUGAUGACAACAUUCGACUUGCCGCCCUCAACCUACUGUGUUGCAGCCUCAAGACCAAAGAGAUUCCAACACCAGAGGAACUGUCAAUAAUGAGAACCUUCAUUCCUCAGAACUUAAAUUCAGAGUCCUCACUUUUCCGACAACAUUUUCAAGCAGCGGUGAGGAGAUUUUUGGUUCGGAUCAGAGAUGGCUGCUUGGCGCACAUCAAACAACAAAGGGGCAAAGGGAAUAGCAGCCAGAUGGAAAGCUCACAGGAAAUACUCGCCUUGGGAAUAGGUUUUGUGGACUGGUUGAGCCAACUGGUAUGCUGCAACUUGACACCAAAUCACAGUUACCAGAGGAAGAAAACUGUCUUACUGUUACUGUCUGCACUGCUGGAGACCUGCACUGACACUUGGAGCCCUGACAAGAGAAAGGGACAGCCACCCGUGGACAUGGGAUCUCUCUUGACCUGCGCCACGUCAAGAGGACAGUGGGACUUCUUCUCCAGAGAAAAACUGCUGGUCCUCAUCAGCUGUUUGGAAGAUUCCACGAAUGAAAUUCGGGAACUUUCCGCAGGAUUAUUGGUGAGAUUUUUCCCUUCUGUUUUGCCUGCCGAUGUCGCUGCGGCUCUGCUCGUUCGUACCAAGCAGCUUCUGCGCAGUCCUCGGGUCCAGCAGGCUCAGAUGGGGGCGCUGAUGAUGAAGGUCCUCCAUCACAAAUGGCAAGGCCUUCCUGAAUGCCAAAUAAACAGUGCUGGUGCCAGCAGCGUACAUAACAUCAAGGCCUCCAGCUUUGCUAGAUUCCUUGUGAAUGAGCUGAAGGAUCACUACCUCACAGCCAAAGCAGAUGUAAUGCUCUCUGCCAGAACCAAGCCUAUGCACGGGGUUCUGAGCGCCCUGCAGAAAUGUUUGUUGGACGACAGAUGCAGCAUCUCUGAUUCACUUGAUUCUACACUAAUCACUGAUCUGCUGAGCCUGCUGAAGAACAUUUCGCUGCUUCUGCUUGGCAUGUUGCACGGACAGCAGGAAACGGAAAGUGAUGCUCCCCCUUCUUUCUGUGAUAUGGGAAAUGCCAUCAGCUCUCUGAUAGCCCACGCAUCUGAAGACAACCUCGUAGAUGGCGGUGAGGAGUGUGUCUUGUUGUCUGAAGAACACAGCCUUGUUCUCACCUGCUGCUGGGUGUCACUUAAGGAAACAGGGAUCUUUUUAGGAUCGCUUGUGGAGAAAAUUCUCUCUGAAUCCAAGCCCGACACCUGCUUUCUCACAAAGCAACAACUAGAAACUGCAUCAGUUAUUUUUAGACUUAUUCUCCUCAAAUGCCGUCACUGGGGGGCAGUAGAGGGAUGUUCUGUCGGCUUCACCAGAUACUGUUCAGCUCUACUCAGCAGCAGUGAACCUGAGUUUAAGGAUAUACCAUCAAAGAUGCUCCAACAAGUGAAUUGUUUUUACAUUCUCACAUUUCUGAAUGAAUUCGGUCAACACAAAUCUUCAACAUUAUUUUGUGAGGCAACUUACUGUUUUCUCUCAUUUUAUCUGUUCAGAACCUUGGCCGACUUCCUGCCUCCUUUAUUCCAGCUCUCUGCCAGUCCCAUUUACAGUGUGAGAGUGAUGGCCUCCAAGGCACUGGUCGCCAUGACUCCCCCGUCAGAGUAUGUGAACAUCCUCAUCAAUCUGACGGCCCGGUUGCCCCGCACACCGGAGCGCUGCUGUCACAACUGGCUUCACGGGCAACUGCUGCACAUUAAAGCUCUGCUUGACAGAACUCUCGGCAAAGACUGUGUGCCUGCAGCAGAGCUUCAUGCAGCGGUGAGCGCUGUGGAGGCAUCGCUGUGGCUUGCCACAGAUAUUCAGCGCUGCCCGCUGGUGAGAGCAGCAUAUGUUACCGUUGUGGAGUCACUGAGAAGAUUUUGCUGCGAGACUUUUCUCUCCACGCUCUUUGACGUUCUCAUACGUGAGCUUCGCACACCCAAGCAGGGGCUUCAGGUUGGCUUGUUUUCCUUUCACCAACGAGCCAUCCAGUUACUCGGUACCGAACCCAAGUGGGCGCCUGACCUUUUGGAAACUUUUAGAACGGCGAGCUGUGAUUUGAGGCUGACAUUGAUCACAUGGGUGGUGGAGGACCAUGCUUCAUUGAACACCCACUUUAAAGAAUUGAUCCAGAGUGUGCUGCAGUCCGGUCUGAGGGAGGCACUGUUGAGCCCCAUUGCGGAGUACCGCAGGGCCCACGUUGCAGCCUUCGUCGGAGUGAUGGCCACCGAGGAUCCUCCGCCUCCACAAGUCCCACUUGAGGAGUCUGUUCUCCUGGAGUGUCUGGAUUUGUUAUUGAGAGACCUUGAGGAUCAGAGAGGCGGGUCGGAGUUCUUGUCCCAAGCUCUGCAUGGUGCAAGCCUCCUGCUUUCCCAGUGUUCUCAGGAUUCUUUAAUCCAACGCUGGUGUGGUGUAAUGGAGACUCACCGGUCCCCCGAUGCUGCUGAAGUUCUGAGAAUAUCUUGUGCUGAAGCGCUGUGUGUGGCUGGCCUUCCUCUAACAAGCCACAAAAUACGAAAACGCUGCUUUGAAGCAAAUGGUAACUGUAUCUCUUGCAGAUUGCUGAACACAGGCCUGUACUUGCUGCAGGACCAAAGCCAACAGGUGAGGACGAAAGCCGCCCGCUUUAUCUCCAUGCUACAUCACGCCAGAGGAGGAGGAGCGCAGAGGAGCCUCUACCUCAUGCAGGUCAACCUGGCUAUACCGUUGCUGUUGGAAUUGUUGUUGGAAGAGUGCUGGGACAUACCGAGUACACUGGAAGUGCUUCUGUGCCAUGUGCCCCACUCUGACCUGAGAUCUGUGCUAAGUGAAAUCGCAGACAGUGGGUGCGGAAGCCUCUAUGAGCAGGAUGACGCUAACGUGUUUGCUGAGCCUUCAGUAAUGUCUGAAUAUGUGUUGCCUUACCUGCUGCUUAUGGCUGAAAAGUACUCUGAAUCUUCAGCCAUGGCACAGCGCCUCAGCACAUGGGCGGAAGAGAACGCUGCUCCGCUGCUCGACAACCUCACAUUGUGCAAAAGCCUCCAGCCAGCUGAGAUGCUAACACUUCUCACGGACCCCCGGUUUCACAACACCCUUUGCGGCUUGCUAACGAGAGCCACCUUCCUUCUCCACCUUUCCAAAACUUGUGACCGUCUGCAACACCUUUGUGAUCCUUCAGCUCUCCAGAUGACUUUAAAGGAUAUUUGCACUCAUCUAAGUGAGCAAGGUGUGCACUUGAAAUCUUCUCUAGCAUCUGCAGUGGCUGGAGACCUCAGACUAUCAUACCACGGACUUUCGAUACUAAGCAAAGAUAGAUGAAGCAAUUUAGCAUGAAUUUUUGAGGCAGGCCUCAAUGUUGUAUGAUGCUGCUGUCCACCAUGUCGACAUUCAGCUAAUGGAAUAAAAGAUCACAAAAGCAGAUGCGACACCAUAGGAGUAUGUGAUACACUGUUGUUUUAGCAAAAUGUAAAUAUAGCCUUAGCUAACCUUAGCUACAACACCCUGCUACUCUAGGGAUUUUAUUCCAUCCAUCCAUUUUCCCGUAGGGUCAUAGAUGAGCUGGAGCCUCGCCCAGCUGACUUUUUACAGGAGGUAGAGGUAAACAAUUUAGUGCCCAAUGCACCUAACAUGCAUGUUUUUGGGAUGUGUACUAUUUAACGAAUAUACUGUAUUCCAAACUUCUGAAAGUUUUUUUCUGUCAAUUACUAUUUCCCUAUGACGGAGUGGAUAUAUUAAACUUGACAACAUUCA
This is a messenger RNA of Hippocampus comes (tiger tail seahorse), 5607 nucleotides long. Its product is annotated as thyroid adenoma-associated protein homolog. The transcript is spliced from 28 exons. The coding region runs from base 55 to 5175 and encodes 1706 amino acids. NCBI's taxonomy places the organism in Eukaryota, Metazoa, Chordata, Actinopteri, Syngnathiformes, Syngnathidae. Gene Ontology annotation, cellular component: cytosol. The record is from RefSeq and is a predicted model, not a curated record. Gene Ontology annotation, biological process: tRNA methylation.